Cavenderia fasciculata is the source of this 2022-nucleotide messenger RNA. RefSeq lists its product as uncharacterized. The record is from RefSeq and is a predicted model, not a curated record. Gene Ontology annotation, molecular function: oligopeptide transmembrane transporter activity. Lineage: Eukaryota; Evosea; Eumycetozoa; Acytosteliales; Cavenderiaceae. Gene Ontology annotation, cellular component: membrane. The transcript is spliced from 5 exons. Bases 1 to 2022 code for a protein of 673 amino acids.
AUGUCAACAACAUAUCAUUACGAUGAUGACGAAGAAGAUGAAAGAGUAAAUGGAUCAGUCUUGACGACAACGACUACCACCAACGAAGAGAAUGAAUACAAUGAUCAUAUAGGUGGUAGUAGUGAUCCAACUGCAGAGAUUAAUAUGUCAAGUAACAAUAUAACAUCUUCUGAUGCACUAUUGCCUCAAUUUACUUGGAGAGCAGUAAUAGCAGGUGUAACAGUUGGAGGAUUAAUGUGUUUUAGUAAUAUGUAUUUUGGUUUACAGUUGAUUGAAAAAAAGUUGACUCUAAAAUUCAAUCAUUUCGAAAAUGUAUUAUUACAAACGAUUGCUGUGGCAACAGCGACAAUGCCAUUGGCAGGUGGAUUUGUAGGUAUUAUCCCUGCACUCCAAAUGCUAAACGAACAAGAAGCAGCUGCAGCUGGAAAACCAGUCGAAACACCAUCCUACCUGUCAUGGUGGGGUCUUACACUUUGGUCAUUCUCAUUGGCUUUUUUGGUAAAACAAACUAUUCUCGUAGAAAAGUUAAAGUUUCCAUCUGGUACUGCUACUGCUCAAAUGAUUAAAGUAUUACAUAAAUUAAAUAAUAAUCAAGUUAAUCAUGAAAUGUUUGAAAAUUCAUCAUCACCAAAUCAACAACAAGAUGAAAAUUUAUUAUUAGAUAGCAUAGAUAAAGAUCCAUUGGAUAGCAUAGAUAAUAGUCAAGAAUUAUUAAAUGAUAUAGAUAUGACAACAGACUCUUUUCAAGUGGAAUCAAUGACAAAUGAGAGUAACAAGGAAUGGAGUAAAAAAUGGAAAAUAUUAUUUAUUUCUUUUGGUGUAUCAUCUUUUUAUACAUUUCUCAGUUAUUGGGUACCGGCGGUAAAGAAUGUACCUAUAUUUGGUAUGUACUUGGCAAAUACUUGGAGUUGGUCAUUGACACCAUCACUUAGUUAUGUUGGACAGGGUAUGAUUAUGGGUCCCAAGACUGGUGUAUCAAUGAUGAUUGGAACGGUACUUGGAUGGGCUAUAUUGGGUCCGAUAGCACAUAGUAAAGGAUGGGCACCUGGAAAGGUACUGGAUUGGAAGCAUGGUGUUAAAGGAUGGUUAUUGUGGAUAUCUUUGUUUGUCAUGUUGGCCGAGUCGAUUGUAUCGCUGCUCGUCCUACUCGUCCAAAUGAUACGUGCGAGAAUGGGGUUACGUCCAGUCAUUGAUAGUCGUGAUCCUGCUAAAGAGUCACAACGUGUACCUCGCAACUGGUGGGUCAUCGGAUUGGUCAUCUCGUCGGCACUCUGUAUUAUCAUUGUUUCACCAUUAUUUGGUGUAAAGUUUUAUGAAGUGUUGGUGGCUGUUGUCCUAGCACUUCUCACUAGUAUCCUUGCAGUGAGAGCACUUGGUCAAACCGACAUGAACCCAGUCAGCGGAAUUGGAAAGAUAUCUCAAAUUGUAUUUGCUGGUGUCGCACCGCACAAUGUCCUCGCCAACCUUGUUGCAGGUGCCGUGGCAGAGGCUGGUGCACAACAAGCAGGUGACCUUAUGCAGGAUCUCAAGACUGGACAUCUUCUCAAGGCAUCUCCACGAGUCCAGUUUUUUGGCCAGUUGAUCGGUUCGUUCUUUAGUGUCUUUUUCGCAGUUGGUGCAUACAAGCUCUAUUCGACAGCCUACACAAUACCCUCACCCGACAUGCCCGCACCUACCGCCAGUAUCUGGCUCGACAUGGCGUUACUCGUCAACGGCGGCUCGCUAGCCGACCACGUCCUACCCUUUUGCAUCGUGUCGGCCCUUCUUGUCUCACUCAUCCCCAUCCUCGAAGCCAUCAACCCCAAACUCGAACACUAUCUCCCCAGCGGCAUCGCACUCGCCAUUGGCAUGUACGUCACACCCAACUGGACCAUUGCACGUUGUCUCGGAUCACUUGCCCAAUGGCUCUGGCACCGCUUCUUCCCCGUCACAGAAGGUGAAUACAUGAUCAUCGUUGCAUCUGGUUUUGUCCUAGGUGAAGGUAUCACCUCUAUUAUCACUGCAUUAUUAAGUGCCUUUUAA